Molecule: messenger RNA, 455 nt
Organism: Geodia barretti
Lineage: Eukaryota; Metazoa; Porifera; Demospongiae; Tetractinellida; Geodiidae
Source: the annotation of a GenBank genome assembly
GUAAAAGUAUGUAUGUAAUGAAUGCUCCGUAUCUGCUACUUCAAAAGGGCCAGAAUGCAUGCGUAGAUUCGCCGAAAAUACUGACACAGUAAACCUAUUCAAGGAAGCAGCACAAAGUCAAAAUUUUGAUAAUGAUGGUGAUUGUAAAAGGAAAGUGCCCAAUCGAUGUUUGACGUAUAAUGAAGUCUUACGAGAACAUCCAUUAGUGUUUUCUUCAUCGGACCCACGAGAUUUUAGGAAUGAUGUAUUAGCUAAAGUUAUUCCAAGAAUCCUCAAUCCACUUGAAAAAAGAAACAACUUUUAUGACCAGCCAGAGAACUGCCCAUCGUGGUUUCCUAAGUCUAGAGUCAGGUUUCGGAGACCAAAUCACCCUAAACGUAAGAAUGAUCCUCCUCAGUAGAAGUACAAUUCUUAAUUUAGUUAAUGUACAGGUGGAGAGAAACGAAUGACAGCAG